GCCCGUCCCGCUCCUCUUCCGGCUCGCAGAUUCCUCACGAACAGCAGGCGGGGAACUGGCGCCUCUGGCUCAAAAAAUUCAGCAGCGGCUCUGCCCAGGUCCAGGAAACUCCUGCUCUGCAGCCGCGUGCGUUGGGCCGGGAACCGAGGGCGGAGCUGGGCCGCAGAGGCCGUGGCGAAUCGGUGACCGAUCGGCAUUGGCGGAGCUGGCGAGGCCCGAGAGCGCCCCGGCGACUCAGUGGACCCGACGGGUGCGCGCUUCCCGGAGACCCCUGCCCACCCUCAGGCUCCCUCUCGUCCCUCGAGGCCCCCUGCCCACCACCACGGGGCCCCCUCCCGCCACGCCGCUAGGCACCAUGGAGAGCCUCAAGCCAUGAAAUGGCUCUUGGUGAAACAGCGACGGAUGCUGCCUGGAGGGAACACUGCUGGGUGACAGCAGGGGUGAGGAGGAAUGGGGUCCCAGGAAGCUUAAUAUGAAGUCAAGAGGGAUGGAUCCCGUGCUCUCCACUGUCCGGCUCACUGUCCGGGAGGCUGUUCACACCCUUUCAUCGUCUGAGGAUGGGGGCUGCAUCUUCUCCACUCUGGGAUCCCUGAAGCGGUAUCUUGGUGAAACGGAGAACCCAGCCCUCCCUGAGGAGCAGGAGGAGUUUGCCAGGAUCCACUUUUCCACGUUUCUCAGAUGCCUUGUCGGCAAACUGAGCCCGGAUUGGCUGGAGCUGCUGCCUGAUGGCCAGUUGGAGGAGCUGUGGGCCAGCUUCUUCCUGGAGGGCCCAGCUGAUCAAGCCUUCCUGGUGCUGAUGGAGGCCAUCGAGGGUGCUGCCAGCCCCAGCUUCCGUCUGAUGAAGAUGGCACGGCUGCUGGCCCGGUUCCUGAGCGCAGGCAGGAUGGCCGCUGUGAUGGAGGGGCAAUGUCGACAGCAGACGGAGCCGGCCUUCUCGCUGCUCCAGGAGACACUCCUUAGCAAGGUGGUGGGCUUACCUGAUCACCUGGGCAACCGCCUGCAGCGGGAGAACCUGGCUGGAUUCUUCCCUCAAAACUACUUCCCUCUGCUCGGUGAGGAGCUCCUGCAGGCCCUGCACGUGGUCGUGGAGUCUCUCCGAGGUGGCUUGGACUGCUCCGUCUCCUUCCUGUCUCAGGUCCUGGGAAAAGCCUGUGUCCAUGGGAGACAGAAGGAGCUCCUGGGUGUGCUGGUGCCCCGGCUGACAGCGCUCACCCAGGGCAGCUGCCUCUGGCAGCGGGUCUGCUGGCGCCUGGUGGAGCGCGUGCCCGACCGGGCCAUGGAGGCUGUACUGACAGGGCUGGUGGAAGCUGCCUCGGGGCCUGAAGUCCUGUCGUGGCUUUUGGGGAACCUGGUGAUGAAGAGUAAGAAGGCCCAGUUUGUGAUGACCCAGAAGCUCCUGUUCCUACAGUACCGCUACACGACACCCGUGCUGCGGAGCCUGCUAGGGUACCUGGCCAUGGACAGCCAGCGGCGCCCGCUCCUCAUACAGGCAUUGAAGGAGCUCCUGGAGACGUGGGGCAGCAGCAGUGCCAUCCGCCGCGCACCCCUGGCACAGCAGCACUACAUCAGCAAGGCCAUCCUCGUGUGCCUGGCGCAUCUGGGGGAGGCAGAGCUCCAGGACUGCCGGGACGAGUUGCUGGCCAGCCUGAUGGCGGGAGUGCAGAGUCAUCUGGAUAGCAGCCUGCCCGCUGUGCGCCGCCUGGGAAUGAUCGUGGCUGAGGUGGCCAGUGCCCAGAUCCACCCCGAGGGGCCUCCCCUGAGGUUCCAGUAUGAAGAGGAUGAAUUGACCCGUGAGCUCCUGGCCUUGGCCACCCCACAGCCUGCGGCUGACAGCCCCUCGGAGGCAGGCCCGCCUGUUGCUCCAGUCACCGCAGAGACCACUAACGAGGAGAUGGUGAGCAGCGGUGGCCCCCAGGCUCAGCCAGAGGGCUCCGACUCUGAGCUGGACAGCGACGACGAGUUUGUCCCCUACGACAUGUCGGGGGACACAGAGCUGAGGAGCAGCAAGGCACCUGUGUACGUGCGGGACUGCGUGGAAGCUCUGACCACGUCCGAGAACUGGGAGCGCUGGGAGGCAACCCUGCGGGCCCUUGAGGGGCUGAUCUUCAGGAGCCCAGCUGCCACUCAGGAGGUGAGCGUGGAGCUGGCCAAGGUGCUACUGCACCUGGAGGAGAAGACGGGCGUGGCAGGAUUCGAGGCGCUGCGCCAGAGAGCCCUGGUGGCCGUCACAGUCACAGACCCGGUGCGGGUGGCAGAGUACCUGACCACACAGUUCUACGCCCUCAACUACAGCCUUCGGCAGCGCAUGGACAUUCUAGAUGUCCUGACUCUGGCUGCCCAGGAGCUGUCCCGGCCUGGGCGCCGCCAGAAGCCUCCCCAGCGGGGCCCCCCAGGUCCCGGCCCCCAGCCCGGCAGCCCCGCCACCCCCGCCUGGCAAGCAGUGGUGGAGGAGCGCAUCAGAAGCAAGACCCGGCGGGUCUCCAAGGGGUCUGCGGGGCAGGGACCAGCUGCUGACCCCAACAAAUUCAACUCAGUUGCUGGCUACUUCUUCUUCCCCCUCAUCCAGCUUUUCGACAGACCUCUAGUGACCUUCGACCUUUUGGGAGAUGACCAGUUGGUUCUUGGGAGACUGGUGCACACCUUAGGGGCCCUGAUGUACCUGUCCGUGAACACCAUGGUGGCUGUGCCCAUGGGCAAGGCCCUGCUGGAGUUCGUGUGGGCCCUUCGUUUCCAUGGUGACAUCUACGUGCGCCAGGGCUUGCUGUCUGCCGUCUCCUCCGUACUUCUCAGCGUCCCAGCCGAGCGACUGCUGGCAGACCUGCCAGACGAGCUGCUGGAAGCCCAGUCUUGGCUGGCAGACGUGGCCCAGAAGGACCCGGACGAGGACUGCAGGACGCUGGCAAUUAAGGCGCUGCUGCUCCUGGAGAAGCUCAGAGACAAGCUCCUCCCACCCCCGCCUCCUUAGUCACAGGAGGGGAGGCCCCACCUAGUGCCUGAGGCUCAGCCACUGUCCCCAGGGCCUCUGGGCUCUGCCCCCCAGCUGGUGGGACCCCAGGAGAGACUCCAGGAGAGCCGCUGUGGAGUAGGGAGGAGGAGCUGCAGUUCAGCCCAACGCAUCCGCCUCCAGACUGGUAGAGCUGGGGGCUGCUGGGCCGGGGGCUUCUUGGCGAGCGCCCCCAGCCCCUUUCCUCCCCUCAAGGCAGGUGACUUUAAAAACAGCGGAAAAGAGGCGGGAGGGUAUAGCUCAAAUGGUAGCAUGCACGCCUAGCGUGCAGGAGGUCCUGGGUUCAAUCUCCAGUACCUCCACUGAAAAAAAACUAGCAAUAAACAGACCUAGCGACCCCCACCACACACACAAAAAACAGCAGAAAAGGGAGAAUAAAGGAAGUGCAGAAGCUCUUUGUGGUUCUCACUCCUGCGGGGACCCUGGUGCCCAGACAGGCCCUCCGAAAGGGGAGGCACAAAAAUGGGGGCAGGAAGGGGACACAGACCUUUGAGAAAACAGGCUUUAUUUGGAGAAUAUCGGCAGCUAGUGGACAGCGCAGGGGGUGGGAGAGUGAGCAUCCCUAGUCACGAUGAAGCCCCGACAGCCCCUCACAGUGGGAGCUGGCGACACGGCCUGGCCCUGUGGUCAGACACGCUGCCAGGCAGCCCACGUGGAUGCUGGGAUGAGCGGCGGAGAACACAUUGAUGUCCUUAGUUCAUGAAGCUCUGGAAGUUUCUCAGGCUUCAUGAUCUGCACUCUGGGAAAUGUAACGGGAAAAAUGAAUCAACUUCAACAAAAACCUGCAGGGGCCAGAGUCACAGAGGUGGUGGCUUAGAGACACAUCCCCGCUCUCCUCGGCAGGCCAGCGUGUCUUCCACAGCUCUGCCCAUGGACUUGGACACUGCAGAAACUUCUUUAAACAAGAAAGUCAGGUUCUUGCUCCUGGGAUGGCGGGGAGGUGCCAGAAGAGCUCCGGCAGCAGCAGGCUGAGCCCUCAGGGACCGUUCACCUCCUCCGUCACCUCCUCGUCCAUCUCCCUGUGGUCCUCCAUGCUGUGGUGGCGGGUCCUUGCGGGCACAGCGCGCGUCAGAGGGAUGCCCAGGCCCUGAUGCACGGCGUCCACGGUCUGCUGGCUCACAUAGUACGACAUGUUGGCGGAAGGAAGUUUCCUUCGCAUCUCCUCCAGGUACUUGUAGGCCUGGGUAGCACAGAAUAGCUGUUACCGGUUAGCGCCCAGUGAGAACUGAGGGCCCAGCCCUAGGGUCAGAGGAGAGCCGGUCCCUGCUUCUCCAGUGAGGAGUGGAGGGAUGCCCUGGGUGAAGGGAUUGAGGUGACUUCCCAGCCUUUCCUAGGCAUGGCAGUGUCUGAGCACCAUGCUGCUGAGGCUCUAAGAGUCAUUGUUGUGGGCUGUGAUCAGCACUACUCCUGAGCAGGUCCAGCCAGCUUCCCUGGAAAGUCCUGUGGGCGGCUGGUGUACAAGGACCCUGUGUGUGGGAGGGAGCCACGCUCCUGGUAGGAUCUGCCCACUCUGGAUGCACACAGGGAGAACCUAAGGGAAGGAAGGAUUCAUGUCUUCCAUGUUUCAUUCACUCAUUCACUCUGGGGUGUGUGCUUAUUGGCCCGGAGGGAGGCAGCAACAUAUAAAUGGUUUGUCCUGUUUGUUUUGACUAGGCAUCAAAUUUACCGCAGUUAAUUGGGCCUGUGAUUAGUGAGUCUCGUGUGCGUGGUCCUUGGUCUGGCUGGUGAGCUAUAGGAUUGUCAGUGGUUUUCCUGUGGGACUUGCUCAGGUCCCAGCAGUGGGAGUGUGUGGGAGAGUGUGAGCGCUACACAGCAGCUCAGGAGUGGAGGCAAGACAGGUGUGUGCACACUGGCCACACCUGUUACACCUGCCCUCCCCAUGGAGGGCCAUGGACAAGCAUGGGGGGAAGCAGGGCCACGUGUGGCAUCUAGGGCUUAACCUUACCAAGGUACACCGUGUCAGUUCAGAAUGCACUGUGAGCUUGCAGAGUGCAGGAGCUCUCAAGCUACCUGGGAGGACACAUCCAGGCGCCAAGAGGCUUCCGUAGGUGUUUGCCAAGUGCCAGCUGUGAGCGGGCACUGCUGGGCACCCAAGACAUGAGUACAGGGAAGACUUGAGGCCAGGCAGGGUCGGGGCUAGAGGGAGGUGGUUGUGCAGCUUGGGGCUCAGGGUACCCUUCAGACCUGGCGCUGCACAUAGACUGCUUUCUUGGGGAUUCAGGGAACCGCAGUCCCCAAGGCCGGCACAGUCCACUAGCCACGUUUCUGAGGUGACCUGUCAAUUCCUGUCUCAUGAGCACUUGGGAAAGGAAGACAAGGGAGCCUCGGGGUCCCUCAGUCUCACCAGGAACUACCCACCAGGGAUGGGCUGUGGGCAGAGCACAUGCUUGUAGCAAAGUCUGGAAGAUGCCCUUUGGAAAACAAAGGACAAAUGCAGCUGGGUGGGGCUCUGGUGUUGGUUACAGAGAAAUAAGAUUGAAAAGAACAAGGAGAGAGGCUGCUGGUGAAGGCAGAGUAACUUGUAUUAGACCAACCAGCCCACACAGCUGAUAAACUGGGCAGAACAUAAAAGGCCCUGCGAAACAGCCGUGGGCAGGCGGAUCUUGGGUGAGUUUCCUGCUUGUAACUUUUGCCUCGGGGAGGCCCCAGUCAGGGCCACUAGGGGAAGUGAAAAGGCACAUAGCAACCCCACACCGUUUCUGGCAGAAAGAACCAGAAUCAGAACUGGAUCCAGCGUAGCAGCUGGAAUGAGGAAGUGUGAAGAUAGUCGUAGAGCGGGAGCCCAAAUUCCUGAUCUCCAGUUGACCCUGCACUCUGCGCAUGGUGGGGCCAGGGCAGACUCCAGGAAGCACAACUAGAGUGAGAGUACUAAGCAGAGAUUCCAGCUGCUGCCCACUACUGCGGAGGGUCUAGGCUGAACAAAGAUGAUUGCCUAGUGAAAGGGAGGGAGGAAGAGAGAGAAAGAGAGUAAAAAAAGAAAAAUAAAGAGUAAUCCUAUUCUCUUUGGAGGAACAUAACAGAAUGCAGGAUCUCUAAAAUGUGUUAUCCACGAUGCCCAAGAUACAAAACAGUUGCUAGACAUUAAAAGAAACAGGAAAAACUGACCUAUACUCAAGAGAAAAGACAAAUGAUGGAGACCAACUCAACACGAUCCAGAUGUUUGAAUUAGCAACAAAGACGUUAGAGCAGCAAUUCUAACUAUGCUCAAGUAUAUAAAGGAAAAUGCAGCAGCCUAAUGGAAAACAGUAUGGAGAUUCCUUAAAAAACUGAAAACACUUACCCUAUGACCUAGCAAUUCCACCCCUGGGCAUAUAACCGGAGGAAACUAAUUUGAAAAGACACAUGCACCCCAAUGUUCACAGCAGCAAUAUUUACAGCAGCCAAGACAUGGAAACAACCUAAGUCUCCAUCAACAGUUGACUGGAUAAAAAAGAUGUGGUAUAUUUAUACAAUGGAAUACUACUCAGCCAUAAAAAGAUUGAAAUAAUUCCAUUUACAACAACAUGGAUGGACCUGAAGAUGGUCAUUCUAAGAGAAGUAAACCAGAAAGGAAGAAAAAUACCAUAUGAUAUCACUCAUGUGAAAUCUAAAAAAAAGACAAAUGAACUUAUUUAUAAAACAAAAACAGACAGACAUAGAAACAAACUUGGUUACCUGGGGAAAGGAAGGGAUAAAUUGGGAGAUCGAGAUAUGCAGAUACUAACUACUAUAUAUAAAAUAGAUGAACAACAAGUUUCUGCUGUCUAGCACAGGGAACUAUAUUUAAUAUCUUGUAAUAACCUAUCAUGAAAAAUAUGAAAGUGAAUAUAUAUAUAUAUGUGUAUGUGUGAAACAUCAUGCUGUACAAUAGGAAUUGAUACAUUGUAAACUGACUAUACUUCAAUUAACAUUAAAAUUUAAAAAAUGAAAUGUUUUUAAUAAGUGAACAAAUAGGAAAUGUUAGCAAAGAAAAAGAAGUUUAAAUUCUAUAACUGAAAAAUCAAAGUCUAAAACGAAAAAUUUGCUGGAGAGCUUAACAGCAGAUAUAGACAAGAAAAGUCAAUAUAUUUGAAGAUUGUUACAAGUUAUAUACUUCAAAUAAUAGGGAAAGAAGAUUAAUAAUAAUAAACAGUAAUUACCAAUGUUUAUACACUUAAUAUGAAAAGGCCUAACAUUUCAUUGGAGGCCCAGAAAGAGAAUAAGGUAGAAAAAAAUAUUUGAGGGGGAAAUAAUUACAAAUUUCCCAAAAACAAUCACAAAAGGAACAGACUGUUUCCAAGUUAUAUACCCUCAUCCUGGAACAAAGCUCAACAAUAAAACAGCGCACACACACACACACACACACACACACACACACACACACACACACUCUCUCUCUCUCUCUCUCCAUCAAUCAACAACCUAAGCCAUUUACAAUGUCUGGAAUCAAAUAAAUAAUUACCAGGCCUGCAAAGAAGCAGGAAAAUAUGAACCAUAAUCAAGAGAAGAAUCAAUCAAUAGAAACAGAUAUGGAAUUGACACAGGAGUCAAGGACUUUAUAAUAGCCUUAUAAAUACUUCAUGUGCUCAGGAAGGUAGAGGAAAGAGUAAGCAUGAUAAAGAGAGACACGGAAGACAAAGGGAAAGGCCAGUUUAGGCUCGCGGAGGUGAAAAUCAUGUCACGGAGCAACACGAGCAGACGAUGCAGAAGGAAGACCGGUGAACUCGAACCAAUAGCAAAGCAACUGCCCCAAAUGAAAAACAGAGAAAAAAAUCUGGGCAAAAAGGAGAAGAGAAUCAGCUGAGCUGGGGUACAAUGUAUACCAGUAACUGGAGUCUGGAAGGGGAGGGGAGAGAGGGGACUAAAAGGGAGCUCCCUACAGGCUGCGAGAAAACACGUCUGAUGGAGGAUAUGUAAAGUCCACAAUCAACAGUGAGGCGAAAAACACCCAGUAAGACGGUGGGAAAGGAUUUGCGCAUUUGCAGGAGGAGAGAGGUGCUCGCCACCGGGCAGUAGGAGGUGCAUCCCAGCCACGGUAAGACACCAAAGCACACACACCUACAUGUCGGCCAUUGCAUGUCCCCCAACACUGAGACGUUUCUGAUCAGAUCGGGGUGGCAUUAGCAAACGUGAUUUUUCUGAUAUGUAUAAUGAAAUAUGCUGAUGUUUGCAUAACUCAGUGAACCAAUAUUUUCCACACAACCACCAUGAUGUUACAGAAUCGUGUGUGUAAGAGAUCCAAGACCGAGCAAUGGGUAUUAAAAUAACAAGUACAGAAAGUACAGGGAUGUGGUUUUGGAUUCCUCAUCAUGACUAACUUAAGAAACACCACCCUGUGUGUGGAGUGUCGGGGUGUCAGAGAAAGGGAGCCACAGAGCUCGGAGGAGCUGCUGGAAUAGCCUCCCAUUUCCACCUGCUUGUUGGUGGGGAGCUGGCCUUUCAUUCUAUAUUUCAUAUUUCAAUUUAAAAAAACCGAUUUUAACAAAUUGAAUGCAGAAGCAGAAACCAAGACUUUGCCCAUCCUCUUAUUAAAGAGAUCAGCAAAAAUGUAAAAUAAGGCUACUUUUCUAACUAAAUUUCUUUGUUUUGGAAAAUAGUUAUUUUUAAUGAAAAUAUUAUCUAUUUUAA
Messenger RNA from Camelus dromedarius (Arabian camel), 8590 nucleotides. RefSeq names its product telomere maintenance 2 (gene TELO2). The coding region runs from base 473 to 2965 and encodes 830 amino acids. Gene Ontology annotation, molecular function: Hsp90 protein binding; telomeric repeat DNA binding. The transcript is spliced from 22 exons. NCBI's taxonomy places the organism in Eukaryota, Metazoa, Chordata, Mammalia, Artiodactyla, Camelidae. Gene Ontology annotation, biological process: telomere maintenance via telomerase; protein stabilization. The record is from RefSeq and is a predicted model, not a curated record. Gene Ontology annotation, cellular component: cytosol.